Molecule: messenger RNA, 462 nt
Organism: Drechmeria coniospora
Lineage: Eukaryota; Fungi; Ascomycota; Sordariomycetes; Hypocreales; Ophiocordycipitaceae
Exons: 3
Coding region: 1-462 (153 amino acids)
Biological process (GO): protein ubiquitination
Source: RefSeq, a predicted model, not a curated record
AUGGCGACGGACCAGUCCCCCGAGGACAACCUCGCCACGACCGGGCCCUCGUGGCUCGCCGGCCUCGUCAUCGGCAUCAUGAUGCUCAUGCUGGCCGCCUUGUCCGUCUCCGUCUGGUAUUUCAUGCGCCGCGGCGAGCAGCAGCAGGGACGGCGUGAGGUCGACGUCGAGGCCGCGCCGGGCCCCAACAGAGUCAACCAUCUGGAUGCCGUGGCGGCGAGCCAACCCUUCAAGAAACUCCGCGCCGAGAUGCCAGAGGACGGCGGGUGCUCGAAAGGCACCACCUGCGCCAUCUGCAUCGAGCUCGUCGAGGACAGGGAAAUGGUCCGCAGGCUGGGCUGCGGUCACGUAUUUCACUCGUCCUGCAUCAUGCGCUGGUUCCUCAAGCAGCAUGACAUCUGCCCGCUGUGCAAGGCUUGCUUCAUGGUCAAGAGCGAGAGCAGCAGCACGGAGAGGCAGUGA